Messenger RNA from Amoebophrya sp. A25, 194 nucleotides. The record is from the annotation of a GenBank genome assembly. Lineage: Eukaryota; Dinophyceae; Syndiniales; Amoebophryaceae.
GUGGUGUGGCGGUGGUCUUGCCUCAGUAUUAUCAGCAGAAGAGCAGUUCAUUCUUGGAGGCUUUUCAUUCUGUAGCACUAACUGGCGACCUCAAGCUCGGACAAGUUUCGCUGCAGACAGCUCACGCCGUAUUAGGCCGCUCGGCGUAUGACUUCACGAAAAACCGGCUACAGCGUGUCUUUGGCGAAUCGUCG